Molecule: messenger RNA, 606 nt
Organism: Leopardus geoffroyi (Geoffroy's cat)
Lineage: Eukaryota; Metazoa; Chordata; Mammalia; Carnivora; Felidae
Product: translation initiation factor IF-2-like
Exons: 2
Coding region: 229-606 (125 amino acids)
Source: RefSeq, a predicted model, not a curated record
CUUCCUGGAAGCUUAAGAUCCUGUCUUUUUCCCCAGUGUUCUGCUAUGUGGUGAGGGGUGAGUUCCUAUCAUUAUACAACAGGGCCCCAAAGUAGGCCCAGGCCAGGUAUACUUGCUCUGUCCUUCCUCGGCCCUGAAAAUGUAUGAAAUAUGGAUACAGGUGCCCACUCUCCUACAUCAUUACAGAGGUGCAGUGCAACGGCUCAUGUGUGAUGUUUGGCCAUUAUUAUGCAUCUGUGGACAAUGAAGCAAGAUUGCAAUGGUGCUUUCUGCCAGGCUUCAUUCAUUCUUUUCCAAGGACACCUAGGGGGCGUGCCCUGUCCUCUCUCCGCCCACCACAAGCUCCGCCCCUCACUUCUGCCUGGCUUGGUUCUUGAGAGGCGGAGCCGAGGGAAGAGCCCAGGGCGCCGCGGUAAGGGCGGGGCGCAUGCGCGGGCUGGGCUGGGUGGAGGUGGAGAGGAAGAGCUGCCGGAAGUAGGCGGCGGAGGUGGUGGCAGAGCAGGCGGCAGCUGCCAGGGAAACCGAGGCGCGGGACGCACGGCCCGCAGACAGGCAGGCCAGGCGGCGUCUCUGCGCGCCCAGGAGUGCCCCGUUUGCCUGGGCUGA